CACCGAAAAUAUAUUCUGAGGAGAGAGAAAACAGCUCCCCCUCUCCUUCUCCGGCAGGAAAAACGAGCGGAAACGCACUCCCAGCCCGAGCCCCGCUGGGGAGGGCGCGGGGCGAGCCGCCCGCUCGGCGUGAAUAUUCAGCAGGGGUGGGGCCCGAACAAUGGCCGGCCGGCGGGCAGCGCGGACAGCGGCCGGGAUGCGGCUACCGGCCGGCGCGGCGCUCGUAGAAAGGGCCAGAGUAGGGACGAGACGGACCGGGAUGUCCCCGGUGAGGUGCCGAGGGUGAGGAGACGCCCCACCUCGCGCUAACAGAACGGAACAGGAUCGACCUGGCCCCAAACGCACAGAGGCUGACGGAGCCUUGUCUCCGGCAGGGGGCUACGUUUGUGACACGCUCGUAGGGGAGGAAUUCGUUGAGCAUCACCUGGCCGUCCGGUCCCAAGGCUUUCAGUGGAAAUAGUAUCCAAAGCAGCUUCUCUUAAUUGCCGUGCGCUGACUUCCUUACCUCCUUCAUUAGUGGCCAACUAAUCAUCAGGACCAGAUCGAGAAGCCAGCAAUGACUGACAUGGAUCACCUGGAUCACCUAAUUGUUGGCUAAAGACAGCUCCUUGAGGUUGGUUGACAAUUUCUGUAUUUGUGAAGGGUACAGUGUACCUCGUUGCCUGAUGUAUGAGAUUUAUGUGGAGACCUGUGGUCACAAUGCUCAGACCCAAGUCAAUCCAGCCACAUUUGGGAAGCUUGUGCGUUUGGUUUUUCCUGAUCUUGGUACCCGGAGGCUAGGCACGAGAGGAAGUGCCAGGUAUCAUUAUGAUGGAAUCUGUAUCAAGAGAAGUUCUUUCUUCUAUGCCCAGUAUUGCUACCUUCUGGGUGAAAAAAGGGAUCACAGUGGAGAUAUCAUUGCCUUUGAAAAAUCUACUAACUAUAACAGCAUUAUCCAACAAGAAGGAACAUGUGAAAAUCAUUCACCGAUAAAGACAGACCCCAUUGGAUCCCCUUUGUCUGAAUUCAGGAGAUGUCCAUUCUGGGAGCAAGAACUGGCAAAGAAGUACUCCUACAAAAUGAUGGCCUUUCUUGCUGAUGAAUACUACAACUAUUGCCAAGAGAUUUUACAAAACGUGAGGAACCAAGAACUUGAGAGGGUGGAGGACUUGCUCACUUCUUUCUGGAAAUCUCUGCAGCAAGACACAGUCAUGCUUAUGUCAUUGCCUGAUGUGUGCCAGCUCUUUAAAUGCUACGAUGCACAGCUGUACAAGGGAAUUGAGGACGUUCUCCUUCAUGAUUUUUUGGAAGAUGUUUCUAUUCAGUACCUGAAAUCUGUCCGGUUAUUUAGUAAGAAAUUUAAGCUGUGGCUACUUAAUGCUUUGGAAGGGUUUCCCGCCCUCGUGCAGAUCUCCAAACUCAAAGAAGUUACUGUGUUUGUCAAAAGACUAAGAAGAAAGACAUACCUUUCCAACAUGGCAAAGACUAUGAGAAUGGUAUUGAAAAACAACAAGAGGGUCAAUGUUUUGAAGUCGGAUCUACAUGCCAUCAUCAAUCAAGGUGCUUUGGACACUUCUAAGAAAGCCCCGCCGAGUAACCCGUGCAGCACGGCUGACCUGGAGAUGCACACAGAGAUGCAAUGUUUAAGCAGUUUGAUUUCUUUGCUGGGGACAUCCACAGACCUCAGUGUAUUCCUGAAUUGUCUGUCUUCAAAUCUCCAAGCAUUUGUCUUCCAGCCAAGCAGAAACAAAGAAGAGUUUAUCAAAUUGGCCGCCAGCUUCCAGCUGAGAUGGAAUUUCCUUCUUACCACUGUGAGCAAAGCCAUGACCCUCUGCCACAGAGAUAGUUUUGGCUCCUGGCAUCUGUUUCAUUUGCUGCUUCUGGAAUAUGUGAUUCAUAUACUUCAGUCAUGCAUAGAAGAGGAAGAGGACGACGAUGAUGUGGGAAAUCUCAAGGAAAUGCUACCAGAUGACCAGUCUCUUGUCCAGCCAGACCAGGCAACCUUCCACCCUCCAGAUUCUUCACCAGCCCUGGCGUAUGACAGCCCACAUAUGGAUCCACAUCGGGUGAUGCUGAAACACAUAGGCCAGAGCCGAUGUCCUGUGGGCGUGAACAGUGUGUUUCUCAGGGUCCUGGGCUUCCUGGUGGACACUGACACGGGUGAUAAGCUCAUCCAGGUAUUGUUGGAGGACAAGGCCACCGAAAGCACCUUCAAACUCAGCCUUCCUGUGGGACAAGAGGCCCUGGUAACUCUAAAAGAUGGACAAAAAUUUGUAAUUCAUGUAUCAGAUGUACCCCAAAGCUCUGAAAAUAUUUUUUUCAGGGAAAGCAACGCUAAUAUAUAAGAUCACUUCUUAGAAUAGGACAUGAGAAAACAUAGAUUUUCACUCUUAAAAAUAUAUUAAGUGCUAAAGCUUUUGUAUUGAUGAGAAAGAAGAUUUUAUGUACAUAAUAGAGGUAGCAUUGUCUAUUUUGUGUUUAUAUGUAUUUCAAGCAGUUAGUUUAGGUGAAUCAUAUAAACUGAUUUGGAGAAUA
Messenger RNA from Prionailurus viverrinus (fishing cat), 2514 nucleotides. It is a transcript of the gene RFX8, whose product is annotated as regulatory factor X8. Gene Ontology annotation, molecular function: DNA-binding transcription factor activity, RNA polymerase II-specific; RNA polymerase II cis-regulatory region sequence-specific DNA binding. Gene Ontology annotation, biological process: regulation of transcription by RNA polymerase II. NCBI's taxonomy places the organism in Eukaryota, Metazoa, Chordata, Mammalia, Carnivora, Felidae. The record is from RefSeq and is a predicted model, not a curated record. Bases 666 to 2324 code for a protein of 552 amino acids. The transcript has 17 exons.